AUGCGAUCUGAGCAAUAAAGUCUUAAAUUCAUCACUCCCCCAAUCACUCGUUUAAAUAAAAUACUUGAGUGAUGGGAAAUAGAAAUUGAAUGGGUGAAACACAGCAGAGAUAGACCCGGCCGAAGCAACCGCUAAUACGACGCCACGUCACACAAGUGGUCCCCACAGACAGCGACUGAUGUCCGAAACACAUCCUAUCUCGUAAUAAAACAAACACACACAAAAACACAGAGACCAAAUCACCAUGUCACUGAUCCGACGAAAAAACGUACCGGAGAGCUCAGAAGCUGAGAUUGUGGACGCCGAGGAUGACAAGAAAUCGAAGGUUCCAGAGCGGAAAAACCGGCAGUGGUCGUGUUUGGACACGUGUUGUUGGAUGGUUGGUUGUAUAUGUGUAGUGUGGUGGCUGCUGUUGUUUUCUUACAAUGCAAUGCCGGCUUCGUUCCCGCAGUUCGUGACGGAGGCGAUCACCGGGCCGUUGCCGGAUCCGCCGGGCGUGAAGGUGUUGAAGGAGGGGCUGAAGGUGAAGCACCCGGUGGUGUUUGUGCCUGGGAUUGUCACGGCGGGCCUUGAGCUUUGGGAAGGGAAGGAUUGUACUGAUGGCUUGUUUCGGAAGCGCCUCUGGGGAGGUACUUUCGGAGAAGUUUACAAGAGACCUUUAUGCUGGAUGGAACAUAUGAUUUUGGAUAAUGAAACUGGAUUGGAUCCUCCUGGUGUAAGGGUUAGGCCUGUUACUGGACUAGUGGCUGCCGACUACUUUGCUCCAGGAUAUUUUGUUUGGGCUGUACUGAUUGGUAAUUUGGCUCGACUUGGAUAUGAAGAAAAAAACAUGUACAUGGCUUCGUAUGAUUGGAGACUUUCUUUUCAGAAUACUGAGGUAAGGGACCAAACUCUAAGCAGGAUAAAGAGUAAUAUAGAACUGAUGGUUGCUACAAGCGGUGGAAAGAAAGCAGUUAUUAUCCCUCACUCAAUGGGUGUUUUAUACUUUUUACAUUUUAUGAAAUGGGUUGAGGCACCAGCUCCAAUGGGUGGUGGUGGUGGACCAAACUGGUGUGCGAAGCAUUUAAAGGCUGUGAUGAAUAUUGGUGGUCCAUUUUUAGGUGUUCCGAAAUCUGUCCCUGGGCUUUUCUCUGCUGAAGUUAGGGACAUUGCCAUUAUCAGAGCUGUUGCUCCAGGCAUCCUGGAUAAGGAUUUAUUUCGUUUUCAUAUGAUGUUGCAACAUGUGAUGAAGGUGACCCGGACUUGGGAUUCUACUAUGUCGAUGAUACCAAAAGGUGGGGACACUAUAUGGGGAGGUCUUGACUGGUCACCCGAGGAAGGUUAUUCUCCUGGGAAAAGAGAUCAGAACAACAAUGGAACUGAAACUCCUGACAAUAGUGAAGAUGAAAAUCUUAUUUCUGAUGCAAAGCAUGCUCAUUAUGGAAGGAUAAUAUCAUUUGGGAAAGAGGCGGCAAUUGCUGCUGCUGCAGAGCUGAAAAGGAUUGACUUUAGGGAUGCCGUAAAGGGUAGAAAUGUUGCAAAUAGUAGCUGUCGGGAUGUGUGGACAGAGUAUCAUGACAUGGGGUUUGGUGGUAUCAAUGCUGUUGCAGAAUACAAAGUUUAUACAGCUGAUGAAAUUUUGGAGCUGCUUCAGUUUGUUGCUCCAAAAAUGAUGGCACGUGGGAGCGCUCACUUUUCUUACGGGAUAGCUGAAAAUUUGGAUGAUCCAAAGUACGAUCACUACAAAUAUUGGUCAAACCCGUUGGAAACAAAGUUGCCAAAUGCUCCUGACAUGGAAAUAUUUACAUUGUAUGGAGUUGGCAUCCCCACUGAAAGGGCAUAUGUCUACGGUCUCACGAAUUCAGCAGAAUGUGCUAUCCCAUUCCAAAUUGACACUUCAGCACAUUGUGCAGAUAGCUGUUUGGCAGGUGGAGUUUAUACUGUAGAUGGAGAUGAGACAGUGCCAACUUUGAGUGCCGGUUACAUGUGUGCAAAAGGUUGGCGUGGGAAAACUAGGUUCAACCCUUCUGGCAUUAAGACUUAUGUUCGUGAGUAUGAUCAUGCUCCCCCAGCUACUUUACUGGAGGGUCGCGGGACACAAAGUGGCGCUCAUGUGGAUAUUAUGGGAAACUUCGCCCUGAUAGAGGAUGUUUUAAGAGUUGCAGCUGGGGCUACAGGAGAAGAACUGGGAGGAGAUCAAAUUUACUCAGACAUCUUAAAGUGGGCCGACAGGAUAAAAUUAGACCUUUAAAUGCAGAUGGUGGCUCGAUUGUUGUCUACAGAAGCUUGUCAGAAAUUUCAAUCGCAUCGUGUACCAUAUCAGCUACUUCUACAUAUAUUACAUUGUAUUGUUUGUUGUGGGAGCUUGAAUCUUCAAUAUUCUAUAUUCAUACUGCUGCCGUGUAAAAACCUUAGCAUAGACCACGCCUGAUUUAGAUUCUUUGCAGAUAUGUAAGUAGCAGCAGAGGAUAUUUCCACUGGUAGUCAUUCACAUUUUCGUCGGUCAGAGCUGAAAUUCCAUCUUUUAUUGGUUUACAUUUUUUUAAAAAAAAUUCAGGACUCUGUAGACAUUGAUUGUUUUUGAUAUUGUACUCCCUCUGUCCCAUUUAAUUGUA
Molecule: messenger RNA, 2594 nt
Organism: Daucus carota subsp. sativus
Lineage: Eukaryota; Viridiplantae; Streptophyta; Magnoliopsida; Apiales; Apiaceae
Product: phospholipid:diacylglycerol acyltransferase 1
Exons: 7
Coding region: 245-2230 (661 amino acids)
Biological process (GO): lipid metabolic process
Cellular component (GO): cytoplasm
Source: RefSeq, a predicted model, not a curated record